GGCAGGCCGGAGGGGACUAGCGAGGAACCUGCCUUGCAGCCAACUCCGCAGCCGUCUCGUCUGCAGCAGCGCAACCUGUGUGGGGAAAAGCGUCCAGGGAAUGUGACAGCCCUUCCGGCCAUGCUGCAGCCUGCCCAGCCUGAGACUGCAGCCAGCAUAUUGGGCUCGCUGGAAAAUACUGAGAACUAUGAUUGCAAAAGAGUUGAUGGAAAGUAAUAUUGCAUCUUUUCACCUGAGAAGAGAGCCUGACAAUUUAAAGCCAAGUUUGAACCCUGAGUUUAAAGUAGAUACAGUAGAAUGUAUAGGUACUACAGAACAAGAUGUAUUUGCAUAAACUUUUGACUGUGUUUCUGCACUUGGAUUUUAUUCAGCUGGCAGUUUCUCACUGUAUGGUACAUCAGAUUCCAGCAUCAAGCUUUAUGUUCCCUUGCAUGUCACCAAAUGAGACUUCUGGGGUUGUGGAGAGCAGUCCUGGGUCACCUGGAGAGCAUGGAACUGCUGAAACCAAUUCUCUGGUGCAGGUGGCUGAAGAGAGUUUUCUCUGUUGCCUAUGGAAUGAAACACACUCAGAUUGUUCUUUGUACACAGCAGGCAUUGAAACAAAGACAUUUAUUUCCUCAGAAGUAAAUAUCUUAGCACCUCAGCAAACAAAUUUAAGCUGGGACAUUCAAUGUUGGACUAACGGAAACCUGGAACUGUUAGUUUGUGUCCUGAAAUUGUCUAACAAGAAGUCAUAUUUGAAUGGAGAAUUCAAGAUUAAUCUUUUGUAUGUUCUAUCAGAGUUGCCAUUGGAAGACAUGUCUACAGGUUCUCUAAAAGACAAUUUUAUGAUUACUCAAUGCGACUGUACUGGGUAUGACAAAUAUGAAUGUCGCAUACCUUCACUAAAACUCAACUACACUUAUAUUAUGUGGUUAAACAUCAUACAUGGUGCAACAUUUCUUCAGUCACCUUUAAUGUCAGUCAAACCCAUAAAUAUUGUAAAGCCUGAAUCUCCAAUGAACCUGCGAAUAGAAAUGGCAGACAAAGGACAGUUAAAGAUCUGCUGGUCCAAUCCAGUACUAACACCAUAUCCACUUAAGUAUGAAGUGAAGUUUUCUGAGAAUGCUACUCAAAAUGCCUGGCAAGUGGAUGAGAUUGUAAUAGAAACCUCCCUCAUCAUAGGCAGUAUGCUGGUUGAUUCUUCAUAUUUAGUUCAAGUACGGUGCAUGAGUCUUCACGGUCCAGGAUUCUGGAGUGAUUGGAGUGCACCUUAUAAUUUAAAUGCAGAAGAUGUCAUGUAUUUUCCUGCCAAGAUACUGACGAGUGUGGGUUCUAAUGUUUCCUUCUAUUGCAUUUAUAAUGACAAAAACAAAAUGAUUUUGUCCAAGAAGAUUGUUUGGUGGCUGAAUUUAGCAGAGGAGAUCCCAGAGAGUCAGUAUACACUUGUGAAUGCUCGUGUUAGCAAAGUUACUCUUUUCAACUUGAAUGCAACAAAACCUAGAGGAAAAUUCUCCUUCAAUGCAUUGUACUGUUGUAGUCAAAACAGAGAAUGUCAUCAUCGAUAUGCUGAAUUAUAUGUAGUAGAUGUCAAUAUCAAUAUCACAUGUGAAACUGAUGGGUACUUAACUAAAAUGACUUGCAGAUGGUCCACCAACACACAUUCAUUGCUUGUGGGGAGUUCCUUACAGUUAAAAUACUACAGGAGUAAUAUCUAUUGUUCUGACUUUCCAAGUAUUCCUCCAAAGUCAGAGGCAAAAGAAUGCCAUUUACAGAGGAAUCAUUAUUAUGAGUGUACAUUUCAGCCUAUUUUUCUUUUAUCUGGAUAUACCAUGUGGAUAGAAGUAAAGCAUCAACUAGGAACACUUGAAUCCCCACCAACCUGUGUCAUUCCAGCAGAUGUGGUGAAGCCAUUUCCUCCCUCUAAUGUUGAGGCAGAAAUCACUGAGAAUACUGGACUGCUGAAUGUGAGCUGGACAAAUCCAGCACUUCCAAACAGCGACCUCAAGGUUCAGAUUCGGUACUCUGUGAACAGGGAAGAAAUAUUAUGGGAGAUCUCUGAGGUUUCAAAUGCACCAACAAGAUCAGCCAUACUAAAGGUGCCAGACCUUUGUGUUGUAUAUGUUGUUCAGGUGCGCUGCAGUGGACUAGAUGGAUUAGGUUACUGGAGUGAUUGGAGUAAACCAGCAUAUACUGUUGUAAAGGAUAUCAAAGCUCCUCUGAGAGGCCCUGAAUUUUGGAGAGUUAUUAAUGAAGAUCCCAUAAGGAAGCAGAAAAAUGUUACUUUAUUUUGGAAGCCAUUGAACAAGAAUUACUCCUUAUGCAGCAUGUGCGGAUACAUUGUAAAGCAUCAUACUUCAGAAAACAUGAGUUGGACCGAAUCUGUCAACCCUGGCACUACCUAUACAUUUCCAUGGACUGAGCAUGAACACACCAUUACAGUUCUAGCUGUGAACUCAAUCGGCCCUUCCUCAAUGAAUUUUAAUUUAACUCUGUCACAGCAAAUGAGCGCAGUGCAUAUUGUGCAGACACUCAGCGCUUAUCCAGUAAACAGCAGUUGUGUAAUUCUGACCUGGACACUUUCACCUUCAAUGUAUGUAAUAACAUCUUUUGUUAUUGAAUGGAAAAACCUCAAUGAGGAAGAACAAAUGAAAUGGAUUCGAGUUGCUCCAGAUAUUAGCAAAUACUAUAUUUAUGAUCAUUUUAUUCUUAUUGAAAAGUACCAGUUUAGCCUGUACCCAAUAUUUCCUGAAGGAGUAGGCAACCCCAAAAUAGCUGAUGGAUUCAUCAAAGGUAGGAAUGAAAACCAGAAUGAUGCCAGCCUCUAUGUGACUUUGCCAAUAGUUAUUUCAUCCUUCAUUUUCUUGCUUGGAACUUUGCUGAUCUCACACCAAAGAAUGAAGAAAUUGUUCUGGGAGGAUGUUCCAAAUCCAAAGAACUGCUCCUGGGCACAAGGAGUUAAUUUCCAAAAGCCUGAAACUUUUGAGCAUCUUUUUAUCAAGCAUCCUGAAGCAAUAUCAUUUGGGCCUUUUCUGGAACCAGAAAUAGUUUUGGAAGACAUCAAUGUUGCUAACGCAUUGAAAAGUGAAGACAAGAAAGAUUUAUUAACAGUUGAUUCAAUGUUCACAAAGACUCAAGACGCUGAGCAUGACUCGGCUUGUUCUAGCAGCCAUUUCAGUAAUAGCCUUUCUGAAAGUUCCCAUGUUGACAGAGUCAGUGAAGGAAUUACAAGACAGUCCAAUAUUAAGUAUGCUACAAUUAUUAGUCACUGCAAAUCAAGUGGGCUUUAUGAACAGCAAAAGAAUCUAAGUGGUUCAUUUAAUGGAUGCUUCCUAGGUAAAGAUUCCUUAGUUACAGAUCCUUUCUCUAGAUCUUGGGAGGUGGAGAAUUGUGCAUUUCUAAUAUUACCUGAGCAACAGCUGAGCCAACCCAGCAAAACUAUAUCUCUUUCCGUUGUUUCUUCUGAGGGUUUUUCAGAACCUUCAGACCAUGAUGAGACCUUCAGUGAUGGAGACAGUCCUGAAAGAAGCCUGUAUUACUUAGGGCUAACAUCAGUUAAGAAAAAUGAAAAUGAUAUUUUUUUAACAGAAGAUUCUAGAGUGAUGUGUCAUCUUCACACAAAUGAUUUAUUCAAAGACAUGGGGUUUCUUCAGGAUACUUCUUCUGAUUUAAAUCCCUUUAUCAAAAAUAGUCUUACAUAUGAAAGCUCAGUUAAAACCUUCAUACCGUACAUGCCACAAUUUCAGGCAACUAGAAUUAAACUGCAAGAGACAGCGGAGACCAAACUUAAGCUAUAAAAACAUAGUCCAUAUUUCUAUCUGAUUGCUGCUGUUAAUAUUUUUCUGAAGGGUCAGUAUCUCCCACUCCCUGUCCCUGCAUCUCUCCCUCAGGAAACUCUUAAUGUACUGGACUUGCAGUGUCCACAUUUUGAAGUUGGAUGCCUGUGCCUACAUUUGAGUGAUAUAUAAAUCAGCACUUUGGACCCACAGAAUUCCACAUAUUAUUGGCCUGAUUAAAACCUCAGAUCGGGGCUUUCAUUUCACUGUUUCAAGUUAACAUCUGGUAUGUAAUUGGCUAUUUGUGGUGCCUACUCUACAUGCUUCUUCAAUCGUGUCUCGUUGUGGACACUCACAUAAGAAAACUGGUUUUGAAAGCUCCUUAGACAAGGAUUCCAAAGGAGGCAUUUCAUUUAAAUGUACCUUUUGUUAGGUCAGAUCCUAGUGGAAAGCCAGUCUUGGAGCCAAGCCAUUGGCAACUUUAUAGCUGUCCUGGACAUGGCUACCAAACCUCUCCACUCCUGGGAGAGGGGAGCCCAUUGUAAGUGGGGAAUGGGCAGUUCCCCAACACCAAAGACCAGCAGACAACAGUCCCAGCAUAUGGUUCCAAAGGGCCCAUCUGGCAAUAGAACCACAACUCUCAGUAGAAGUAAGGAUGAAGGCAGAGACCAAACAUGUUUAAAAAAGCUCGGAGAUGGCAGCAUUCUCCCUUCACCAACUUCUACGUGCUGCAGCAGCAAAGGGUUCAGAAUUAUUGCUGUGCCGACGCUGGAGUACCCCAUGCUUCCCCAGCUGGAGGGGAAAGUUGAUAGUGAGCUGCCUUGUAGGGCAGCGUUUCUUAAAGUGUGUUCCUUAGCACACCGGUGUGCCGCGAGGCAGUCGGAGGGGUGCCGCAGAGAGAACAGAAAAAAUUCUGCUCCCCGCCCCGUGCAGAGCCUGUAGACAGCUCCCGCUGCAGCUGCCUCCCCU
This is a messenger RNA of Pelodiscus sinensis (Chinese soft-shelled turtle), 4724 nucleotides long. NCBI's taxonomy places the organism in Eukaryota, Metazoa, Chordata, Testudines, Trionychidae. The record is from RefSeq and is a predicted model, not a curated record.